This is a messenger RNA of Diversispora eburnea, 2427 nucleotides long. The record is from the annotation of a GenBank genome assembly. NCBI's taxonomy places the organism in Eukaryota, Fungi, Glomeromycota, Glomeromycetes, Diversisporales, Diversisporaceae.
AUGCAGCCGCAACCUGAAUCUGAACUUUUAAAAUUAAGUUCGGAUGAACAGAACAAUUUUAUAGAUUGCGUUUGCACGAACAAGGUUAAAAAGGAAGAUUGGCAGGACCAUCAGAUAAUAUGUGUUAAAAAAAGACUAUCGUGUCCGGCGUUUGUAUCAUUUCUAAGUGAAUCUGUUAAGUUUGAACAACCACUUUGGAAAAUUUUUGGAGCUCGUUAUGCUGAUUUAUCAUUGUCAUUGGUUGAUUCAAAUUGUGCUCCAUCUUUAAAAGAAAUUGCAAAGGAACAGGUUUUGAGAAGUAAAAAAUAUAAUUUAUCUAACAUGAAAUCAAAUAAAAUACCAUCAGCUAUAAUUCAUACUCUUCGCUGGGAAUGUCCAAGUUUUUCUACCAAGAACGAAUUAAAUAAGCAUAUGACAGAGUCAUGUCCUUAUUACAAAGUUCAUUGUUCACUUAUACCACGACAUGUGUGUUAUGAUAUAAUUCCUACCAAUUGUCAUAGUAAUUAUAAAUGUCCCAAACAUGGAUUAUCACGACAAGAAUUUCACGAGCAUUCAAUGAAAGGGAAAUUAGAUCCAAUUUCACAAAGAUUGAAACCCAAGUCAAUAUUUUUUCCAUAUCAUUGUUUGGCAUGUGGUCAACAUCUACCAAAUUCUAAUAUUCAUAUUUGUAUUGAAUCAUUACCUGAUUUACCUUCACCUCCACUUCCAGCAUCAGAAAUUAUAUGUCAUGGAUGUAAAUCAAUACUAACCAAACCAAACAAAUCUUUUCUUGAAAUUCAAAAUGCAUGUCAAUUUUGUUGUCGUCAAAAAAAAAAUCCAAUAGUAAUUGGUCUAAUAGGAAUGAUUCCCAAAAAACAUCAAAAUUCCAAAAUAUUCUGGAAUGAAGUUUUACCAUUUUUUCCAUUACAGAACAAAAAUCCAUCCCUAGAAGUAAAGCCUGAAUUACCAGCUUUUGAAUGGCAAGUUACUGGAGAUACUGGUUUAUCUGACUGUAUAACCCAAGCUACUUUAACUCCUCCUAAAGAUGCUAUAUUCGGAAAUGUAAAUGGACGUCCCAAGUCUUCUCAAUUGAGAAGCAUUCCAAAAAAUAACAAUCGAGCAUCAGAAUCUGGAAGAUUGCGCUUAAUGCAAAUAAUAGAGGUUGAAGAAGCAAGAACAAAUUUUAGGAAUUAUCUAGUAUCACAAUAUUGUGAAGAAAAUUUGGACUUUUAUAUGGAUGUUGCUCAAUAUCGCGAAUUCUUUUAUUCUAAUGGAGUUCGUAUUAAUGAAGAUAUUAGAGAAAUAAGUUCACAUGCAAAAUAUAUAUGGAAUUUUUAUUUAGACGCUGAUACUUCUUCAAAACCUUUAAAUGUUCCUCAAGAUCUUGCAAAUAGUUGUCGACAAAAAAUUGAUUCACGACAAUAUAACAUUGAUAUAUUCGAUAAACUUCAACAACAUUGUUUUGACCUUAUGGUUCAAGAUUCUUUACCAAAAUUUACGCGAAAUUCAUUAAUUUGUCUACCUAAUUCCCCUACAACUUAUAAUUUAAAUACAUAUAAUCCAAAAAAUUCCAGUUAUCUUAGACCUCCUUCCUUUAUUGGAAAACCUAAUUUAAUAAGAAAGUCAAGUUCUUCUGGUUCCCUUAAUCUAAAAAUGGCUUCAACCUUUACUUCAUUAAAAACGUCUAUUACUGAACAAAAUUUUAAUUCUUCAACUACUAAUGAUACUCCGAAUCAAUUCACUUUAAUUCAAACCAUAUCUUCAUAUCAAAGUACACAAAACAUACCCUCAAGUCAAACCACAUCUUCAAGUCAAACAACAUCUUUAUAUCAAUCUUUAUGUCAAACCGCAUCUUUAUAUCAAACUUUAUGUCAAACCACAUCUUCAAGUCAACCAACAACUUCUUUACCUACACCACCUUCCUCACCUAAUUCCUCUGUCUCGAAUUCAUCUCAAUUAACGUUAGCACAAGAAAAUCAUACCGACACCGAAAGUAAUAGAUCUUCUACAGCAUCUACUGGUUCUUUUGGAUCAACAGGUUCUAGUUUAUCAGCCCCAACCUUUAAUUAUAAUCAAAGAUUAACUAGUACAAUAACAAAUAUAACACGUCGUUUGCUCUUGGGUCGUCGUAAUUCAACAAGUUCGACUUCAAGUCAAACUUCAACACUUAAUUCACCUACUAUUGAAACAUUAAUAGGAAUGCCUGGUUCUUAUCCAUGCAUUCCGACGAGUAAUAUACAAGAGAAUUGUAGGAAAUACGAUGAAUAUGCAAAUUGUUCAUCUGAACAAAUAACAGCAUUAACAGCGUGGCAAAAACUUCGUCGAAACAUUUCAACACCCAAUUUUCAAGUACGUGUUACUGCAAGAUCACGUUCGAGUACUAUUAUUCAUGGAAUUUAUAUUCCAGAUAAAAGUCUCCCGCCAAUUCCUGCUGCAUUUAAAGCUUAA